AUGUUUACCCUGCAAUCGGAGUCAGAGGGACUCCAGACUUUAGGGAUUGUGGUGGUGGUGUGUUCUUCUCUGAAACUUUUGCACUACCUCGGGCUAAUUGACUUGUCAUAUGAUAAAAUUGAAGAUGAAUUAGAGCUGACCACGGUGUGCUAUCGUCCAGAAGGACUGGAACAGCUUGAAGCACAAACCAAUUUCACAAAGAGGGAACUUCAAGUGCUUUACAGAGGAUUUAAAAAUGAAUGUCCUAGUGGGGUUGUUAAUGAAGAGACGUUCAAACAGAUCUAUGCACAGUUUUUUCCACAUGGAGAUGCUAGUAUGUAUGCCCAUUAUCUUUUCAAUGCGUUUGACACUGCACAGACUGGAUCAGUGAAGUUUGAGGGUUUUGUGAUGGCACUAUCAACUUUGUUGAGAGGAACAGUUCAUGAAAAGCUAAGAUGGACAUUUAAUCUUUAUGACAUAAAUAAAGAUGGAUAUAUAAACAAGGAGGAAAUGAUGGAUAUAGUAAAGGCAAUUUAUGAUAUGAUGGGCAAGUACACAUAUCCUGUUCUCAAGCAAGAUGCUCCAAGACUGCACGUAGAAGUUUUCUUCCAGAAAAUGGAUAAAAACAAAGAUGGUGUUGUAACUCUAGAUGAGUUUAUUGAAUCAUGUCAAGAGGAUGACAAUAUUAUGAGAUCCUUACAGCUCUUUGAGAAUGUGAUGUAA
Molecule: messenger RNA, 702 nt
Organism: Emys orbicularis (European pond turtle)
Lineage: Eukaryota; Metazoa; Chordata; Testudines; Emydidae
Gene: KCNIP1
Product: potassium voltage-gated channel interacting protein 1
Exons: 9
Coding region: 1-702 (233 amino acids)
Biological process (GO): regulation of potassium ion transmembrane transport
Cellular component (GO): voltage-gated potassium channel complex
Molecular function (GO): potassium channel regulator activity; transmembrane transporter binding; calcium ion binding
Source: RefSeq, a predicted model, not a curated record